CAGUAAUAUGAUUAAUCUUACUUUAUAAAAUACAUUAAAAGAAAUCUUGAGCUUGUAGGCAUAAUUAGGUUAUAAACCUUUGGUGGGCGAUAAGCCAAGCCAAUUACAUUGUCAACGGUUAUGUCGUAUUAGAAGGAUUUAUUUCGUUUUCAAUCGUAUUAUUUUGAUAAAAUAUAGGUAAUGUGAUGAUAUUGUAUCGUCCGUAUGCUAUUUUUAUCAAUUUCCAUAAGUGGAUGUGCCGAGAAACCCAAGCUUGCGACGUGUCUAAUGGCGCUGACGGGAGAAUUUCGCGCGCGAUUGUGACGGAUUCGUGGCAUUUUUUAACGCUUCUCUUUCAAUUAUAUUAGUGUUUUAAUGAUGCUUAAUGAAAGUUAAUGUUUCCUAGUGAACGUAAAACAUUAUAUUAUAAGAAUUAUUGGUUUAAAUCCAUUAAAUAACAGCCUCUGAAAAAAAUCUCCCGCCAAUCAGCAGGGGGCACGCUGCGGGAUUCUUUGCUCUGAAAGGGUGUUUAGCUGCUAUUUAUUUUAUAAUUAAGUAAUCUAUACGACUCUAGAGAGCUCGCUAUUAAAAUAGAAUGCUUGCGUUUUACGAUAAAUUUGGAAUUAUGCCCUCAAUUACGGUUGUCAAGUGACAUAACCCUAUUUGCUGAGGAGAUAGAGUGCCAGUUGUCUGAGUCCAACUACAAUGGCACAAACUGGUUCCGUCUGUGAAUCCAGUGAAAAGCGCUUGACCUUGAAAAGAAAAAGAAAUUCCACUGACGAUGAGUUGGAGAACAUGCCACCGCUGAAGAUCUCACCAGUACUUGAAGAGGAACUUAAUGACCAGCCAGCUCACAAUGUAGUGGUAGAAUCAUCAUCCUGCUCUAGUGAUGAUGAGGGCUCUCAGUAUGGGGCUGUUGACCAGCCAAGGAGCGUAUAUACAGACCUUGAUUAUAACCCAGAUAGUUUUUUAAGCCCACCAAGUAUAUCUGACCUUCCAAAUUGUGUUCUAAGCCCUCUGGAGAAUGUGGCUAGAGGCGAGUCCACACCACACUCUAAUAAAAGGCCCAGCACAAGUAAGAUACCAUGCCCAACAUUGCCAAAACGCAAGUGUCCACUACCAAGGCUGUCCUGGGCGGACCCAGGUGAUGUGUGGAACAGCAUGUGUGACUGUGAUGCCAGAUCUAGUAAUAGGAAAAACCCAAAUAUGUUUGACAAUCACCCUAAUCUACAGCCUAGGAUGAGAGCUAUACUACUGGACUGGCUGAAUGAGGUAUGCGAAGUCUACAAACUGCAUAGAGAAACAUUUCACCUCACGGUGGACUAUGUGGACCGAUAUCUAUCGAACACUGAAGACGUGCAGAAGGGCAGGUUGCAGCUAAUAGGUAUCACAUGUCUCUUCAUAGCUGCGAAAGUGGAAGAAGUGUACCCGCCUAAGAUCGGCGAAUUCGCAUACGUCACAGACGGCGCUUGCACCACAGACGAGAUCUUACUGGAGGAGCUACUGAUCCUUAAGAUCCUGUCGUGGAGCAUCACACCUAUCACCAUCAACAGCUGGCUGAACGUGUACAUGCAGCUGGCGAGCGAGGGCAGGAGUGCCAAGCGCAGGCUGCUCGGCGAGAGCGACGUGGCCGCGAACGCAUUGCGGAGCUACACAUUCGUGUUUCCGCAGUAUUCAUCAUUAGAAUUUGUGAUAUGUGGACAAUUAAUAGACUUAGCAGUGUUGCAUGUAGAUGUGAAUCUGUUCGCGUAUAGUGCGGUCGCGGCCGCGGCUAUAGCUCACGCUUUCACCAAAGAACUAGCCAUCAGGGUGUCGGGGUAUAAUUGGGAUGUGCUGGAGCCCUGCUGGCGGUGGCUGGCGCCCUUCGCGAGCGUCAUCCGCACCGAGGGCUCGGUGUGUGUGGUGCGCGGCGGCGACGGAGAGUUCCUGCAGGCCGCCGGCGGACUCGACCUCAUCUGCCCCGACGUCAACCUUGACGAGAGCCACCGCAUACAGUCGCACAACGUCACCCUUGACAUGUUUGAUAAGGUAUACCAGAUAAUGGUAGAGCAACAGUCGGUAACGCAGACGACGAGCGAGGCGGCAACGUCUCAGGAGAGCGAGCACAUCUACCCGCCCACCCCGCCCGCCUCCGACCACAAGAGCCCCAAGACGCCCACCACCAAGACCCCGUCCACGCGACACCUGUCACCCCCGCCCGAGGCCCGGCGCCUCUCUACUGAGUGAUUCACAUUUUAUAUUAAGGUGUGUUCACUCUCAGUUUGCAAAAACAGUUGUUUAAUACUCUAUUGGUACAAAGAUACUUAACCGCGAACAGGCCAAAGUCAUCAGUUCGUUAUUUACACUGUUGUAUAGAAAUAUCAUCAAAUAUGAAAAUUAAAACUUUUUAGGUAAUCUGAUUGAUCAGUAAAGUAAGCUAAAGUGUAUUCUUACUCGGAAAAUUCUCAUGAAAACUUGACUUGGAUAUAUUUACACUAGUUGUAAUCUGCGAUGCAGCUCUACAUGUAGAAUACAUAUAAAUUUUUAGCAACAGUAGGUAGUUAUAAACUUAAUACUAAUAGCUAUUAUUAGGACUCGAUUUGACGACUAUUCGACUAUGAAACCAGACACAAUAAUUAGUAAUAAUACCUCAUGAGUACUCUUUAAGUACAAUUUUAAAUUAAAGUUGUAAUAACUUUAUCUAAUACAGUUAAAUUGUCAUCACAUGUCAACCCACAAGAAAUAGGUUACACGGUUAACUCAACUUAGCACACAUAUUGAUUUGGAAACUAUUGAUAAAAUAGCCAUAAAUAAUCUUUUAAUGACUUGAAAGUAUUACAAUCCGGCCGCAAUAGUAUCUCUCUCAAAUGGAUGUGUUUUGACUAAUGAUAAGUUUCUAAUGCUUGUGUGCUGUGGGGCUGCUUAUUAACAUACUAGGCUCUCAUAUGGCAGUUGCAGUGUGCAUGAUACUAAUAUUUCAAUUGAGAUGAGAUAGAGCCAUUAAAACAAUUAAAUAUUUUCAUUGACGCUAUUUUUGGGGUGUGAAAAGUAAUGGCUGGUUAAUAAUUUAGUAAAAAAAACUUGUUGCACCUUUUUUAGAACAAAAACUCUGUUAAGGUACUAUUUCGUAACAUAAGGCGCUCAAGUGUCUAUAAUAAAAUUUGUGAAGAAGUAAUAUUGCAAAAGAUUGAUCUAUAUAUUUUGAAAGUUUUUAUUUAUGUUUACAUUUUAGUCAUAAGAAUGUUUAGUAUUACGUCACUGUUAAAUUAUAAUAUAACAAUGUUUCAGGACUGUUAAAAAUAUUUGUUCCUACUUUGAAAACUAAUAAUAUUUUAAUGGAUGAUAUACACUUGUGCCACCAGUUAAUACUGCUUAAACAUUCCAUAUUUUAUGUUAUCACUAACAUCAUGUUUAAGUAGACAUAUCCACCGUUUUAAUUUAAAUGUUCAUGUAGAGUAGAUAGAUUUUUUCAUUUAACUUGUGAUAAAUCUAAGGUAACAUCUUUACUACAAACAAUAUUGUGGUAUGUAUCGCAAAGUUCACAUCAAACUAGUUAUGUGAAUGCAUAAUAUUGUAUUUUUUGUGUAAAUAGAAGUAAAAAUGCAUUACAAUUAAUCAUUUUUCAAUCAAUAUUAUAUUCUGUAUCUAAUCUCUUGAUAAGUGUACCACCCUGUGACCUUAUUCUCAUUACAAGAUGUUUUUACCUUUAUUGUAGCAUUACCUAACCACUCGUUACUAAACAAUCAUUUUCUUUUUUAUAUCCCCACUAUAUUAUUGAGUUUAACAUCCAAAUCAAAUGUCGCGAAAUAUAUAUUUAAUAAAUUACUCCUACUUAAUAAUUAAUUUAAUGCUUAGUCCUUGAUUUUUUUCGACUCUUUGUAAAUAUGUGAAAAUGUAAUUUAUUGAUAUAAUAAAUUGAUAAAAAAAAAGUUCACGAGACUGAUAACUAAGAGCUUUGAUUGAGUCAAAAACGUUUUAAUUGAUAAAAUCUUAUGAUUAUUGUGAAUAUAUGAUUGGCUUAUUUUAACCAAAGACUGCCACAUACUUGGAAAAGUCGACGUACUAUUUGUGUUUUCGGCAUACUUAGAAGUGGUGGCAUUUCUUAAACUGUCAUAAUAUUUUUAAAGGAACUAAAUGCAUGAAAUUUAUGCUUGACGAUAAUAUUUUUAGGUAUUAAGCAAAAAAUAUUAGUAAUCAGUCUUAAGAUGUAUCAUUAUUUCUGAGUAUAUUGAAUAAACAGCUUGUGUCUUAUGUAUUCGAUUUGUAUAACAUGUUAUGUGAUAUAUUUUCUAUGAGUAUGGGAAUGCAUGUGGUCCAAGUGCUAACUUUCUAUUUCAUUAGUGUUAGCUCAAUGUAGGUGGACUUUAUGAUGUUCCUACAUUGAACUACCACUUGGGUCUUUGACAUGUGACUUUUUUUGCAAAGUGAAAUGAUUCUUUAUUUAUCAUUUAAUGCGUAAUGUGUGAUUACAAAUGUAAAUAAAUACACAAAUCUUGGCUAACACCUUUCAAGUAACAGAUAAUUUGUAUAUGUUUAAUGCGCCGAACACACCCUACAUCUGAGCUACUUUAGCCAUGUAUAUUCUCAUAGCUAUGACUUUUUGAACUGUUCCCUAUCUGAAUCUAUUGUUUCACUCGAUUACUAGUAUAUGUAAAAAUAUCUGUUGUACAAAAUCGUAUGCACCAUAUUGUAUGGAUUUAUUAUAUUUGUAACAACUAACAUUGUACAGUGUACCUAACUCUAACAGAACCGGGUAUUGUUCGUUUUAGAAAAAUUCUGUAGAAGUAAGUUGAACGAUUACGCUUAUCCACAAAGGCGAACGCUCGCCUUAUAAAUAAGACUUAGAUUUGUUACUUUAUAUUAAAAUAAUUUAAAAUUAUAUUCUUAGUAGGAAAUGAUUAGAUUUUUAGAACUAAGUUAUUUUUAUAUCAAUUUAUUGAAGUUAAUAUAAAAAGUGAAUGAAACGACAAUAUUGUAUCCCGGAUUUCAUUGCAUGUGAUCUCAUGUCAUGUAUAAAAGAAAAUCGGAUGUUAUUGUGCAAUAACUGCAUUGAUCACAUUUUUGUAUGUACAGUUAAUUCACGGCGACAUAGUAUUAAAUAAAUGGUGUUGAUUAUUUAAAAA
Molecule: messenger RNA, 5081 nt
Organism: Trichoplusia ni (cabbage looper)
Lineage: Eukaryota; Metazoa; Arthropoda; Insecta; Lepidoptera; Noctuidae
Gene: Cyce
Product: G1/S-specific cyclin-E
Exons: 9
Coding region: 685-2205 (506 amino acids)
Biological process (GO): regulation of cyclin-dependent protein serine/threonine kinase activity; G1/S transition of mitotic cell cycle
Cellular component (GO): cyclin E1-CDK2 complex; centrosome; cytoplasm
Molecular function (GO): cyclin-dependent protein serine/threonine kinase regulator activity
Source: RefSeq, a predicted model, not a curated record